Messenger RNA from Lathyrus oleraceus (garden pea), 1057 nucleotides. Its product is annotated as mitogen-activated protein kinase kinase kinase NPK1. The record is from RefSeq and is a predicted model, not a curated record. The transcript has a single exon. Bases 614 to 1057 code for a protein of 147 amino acids. Lineage: Eukaryota; Viridiplantae; Streptophyta; Magnoliopsida; Fabales; Fabaceae.
AGAACCUAUACAAAACAGCUUUUAGAGGGGCUCGAAUAUCUUCACAAUGACAGAAUUAUUCACCGGGAUAUUAAGGGUGCGAACAUUCUAGUUGAUAACAAAGGGUGUAUUAAACUCGCAGACUUUGGUGCAUCCAGGAAAGUCGUGGAAUUGGCUACCAUAAAUGGAGCAAAGUCUAUGAAGGGUACCCCACACUGGAUGUCACCUGAAGUUAUUUUACAGACAGGAUAUACAACCUCUGCUGAUAUAUGGAGUGUUGCAUGCACUGUGAUAGAGAUGGCCACAGGAAAGCCUCCAUGGAGUCAAUAGUAUCCCCAGGGGGUGUCAGCUCUUUUCUACAUUGGGACAACUAGAUCUCAUCCACCAAUACCUGAACAUCUGUCUGCUGAGGCAAAGGACUUUUUGCUGAAAUAAGGAACCGGAUUUAAGACCUUCUGCAUCAGACUUGUUACUGCAUCCAUUCAUCACAUACGAGUAUCAGGAAUCUCAUUCAAUAUCACGCAGUUCAGUCAGGGACUCUUGCAAUCGGAUGGCAACAGAUGGGAUGAACUCUAGGAACUUUUUGGAUUCUAUCUAAGGAUCAACAUGUACAGGCCUAAAGGAUGUUUGUCAGAUGGAUAGUUUAAGGUUCUCGAAUGCAAAUCUUCUAAAACCAGGUUCCUACCAGGGAGCAGGCAACUAUGACGAUGACAUGUGUCAGAUGGAUGAUGAAGAUGAUAUUUUCGCUGCAUCAUCAGUAAAAGCUAACCCUCUACUUGAUGCUGACGACAUAAAGAGUUUCAAUCCAAUGUGCGAGCCUGUGGAGGAUGACUGGUCUUGCAAGUCAGACGAAACACUAAAUUUGAAGAAGAGCAGACUGAACUUGUCCCCAGAUCAAACUAUUAGGAUAACUAUGAGUCCCAAACCAUCUCCUAAUGCAGAGAAGGAGAUUUCAUUUUCAAGUGAACCUCUUGGAGUUGAAGAUGAUGAUGAAGUGACAGAGUGCAAAAUUAGAGCUUUCCUGGAUGACAAGGCAUUCGAACUGAAUAAGCUCCUACACGUCCUUAAAUCAAUUUAA